AUGCUACAUCCAAUUCUCGAAACUAGUGCCCUGAAUGUUAUCCUGGUAGUUACAUGUCUCUACGUCCUGAUAAUCGGUUUCAUUUCAUUGAAAGUCAAGCAAAGAUGGUACCUUGGUGAAGCUUUGCCUGCUUUUGCCGUUGGUGCUGCUUUUGGGCCAUCUGCUGCGAAUCUUCUGAGAGUGCCCCAUUAUCGAAGCAAUGAAAGCGAGAGCACGACAAGCGAAGUGACAUAUGCAUUGGCUCGACUUGUGAUCGGGAUUCAGUUGGUUAAAGCCGGCUAUGAGCUGCCAAAGAGAUAUCUGAAGCGCCGCCUUAAGGAAAUGACGUUAUGCCUGCUUCCUUUGAUGGCUAUAGGAUGGGUCGCAUCAUCAGCUUGCAUCAAGUUGAUGGUUCCGCAUAUCUCUUUUCUUGCAGCUCUCAUUAUCGGGUCCUGCGUAACUUGCACAGACCCCAUUUUAUCCCAAGCUAUUGCCAAGGGCCCUUUCACUGACAAUUAUGUCCGCCGACAUCUCCGAGAGUUCAUUUCCUCCGAGGCAGGCGGCAAUGACGGCUUUGGUUUCUCAUUCCUGCUGCUAGGCUUAGCACUACUCCGAUACGCCGACACGCCUGCAAAUGCCGCUGUAUUAGAGGAAUUUGAUCUCACCAGAGGAGGUGCAGAUCUUCUUGGGGCGACUGACGUCGGACGCUUUGGGGGUGGGGCGGGCGAAGCUCUGAAGCAUUGGUGGCGCUUAUGGGACUACUGUUGGCUUCAUGUGCCGAAAGGUCCUUACUUUUUCAUCCAAGAGGUAGUUGCGCUGCCCCUCGUGGUAAAGGUUCAUGGAUCAGUGCUGAUCCUGGAGCAGGAAGUGGAUCGACUCCGACAGCUUUACACUGGUUCCUGCGUUGCUGGGAGCGUUCAUUGUAACAUGCUGAAUUGGGAUGGGAUGUACAAUGCGGAACUCCAGACACGACACGACUCGUUUAAUUCGUCACUGGAGACCAUCUUGAACCAUAUAACCUUUGGAUACCUUGGGCUGGGAAUGAUGAUUCUAGUCUUUCGCCGUAUCCCCGCGAUAAUGGCCGGAUACCGGUUUAUGCCUGAGAUUUGCAGCAAUUGGAAGGAGGCUUUGUUCAUGGGGCAUUUUGGCCCAAUAGGGGUUGGGGCUAUUGCGUAUGUAGAGUAUGCCCGACGACUAUUUCCAGACCCAGGAGAAAGUGACGAAGAAAUUAACAGCCUAACCGCCGCUAUGAGGCCAGUGCAUGGCCUGUCCGUCCCCAUUCUCUACGUCAUCUACAAGGCUUCGAGGGUUCCGAAGGUUCACGACCACCCUGUGGAAGUAGUUCUCUUAUCCAAGAAUGAACCGUUACCGAACAACAGCACGGUCGACCGGCAGCGACAUUCGGUACUAGUCAACAAUCAGUUUGCAGAGCCAACCCACCCCAGCGUCCUCAAUGAUGAUUCGGACGACGAGAAAGAAUCAAGCUACCUGCAAGAGUCCUGUGAAAGAAUCCGACCACGAAGCGAGCGUAGCUCAAUGUCCUACAUCUCAGAGACGCCAAUCCCACAAGAAGCAAGCCAGCGUCUAAAUCACGAAGUUAAUCCAAGGAAUCUAGUGUGA
Aspergillus nidulans FGSC A4 is the source of this 1599-nucleotide messenger RNA. RefSeq names its product putative plasma membrane antiporter. The record is from RefSeq and is a predicted model, not a curated record. The coding region runs from base 1 to 1599 and encodes 532 amino acids. NCBI's taxonomy places the organism in Eukaryota, Fungi, Ascomycota, Eurotiomycetes, Eurotiales, Aspergillaceae. Gene Ontology annotation, cellular component: plasma membrane; membrane. Gene Ontology annotation, biological process: regulation of membrane potential; transmembrane transport; proton transmembrane transport. The transcript is spliced from 10 exons. Gene Ontology annotation, molecular function: antiporter activity; sodium:proton antiporter activity.